Molecule: messenger RNA, 2741 nt
Organism: Fusarium odoratissimum NRRL 54006
Lineage: Eukaryota; Fungi; Ascomycota; Sordariomycetes; Hypocreales; Nectriaceae
Product: protein mago nashi like 2
Exons: 4
Coding region: 833-1126 (97 amino acids)
Biological process (GO): RNA splicing
Cellular component (GO): nucleus; exon-exon junction complex
Molecular function (GO): ATP binding
Source: RefSeq, a predicted model, not a curated record
ACGGCAUCAACUUCAAGAAGAUCUGUCCUGCCAGCGAUGUCGAACAGGUGGCACUAAGCGACUUAAUGUGAGGGACGAUAUCACGUGAUUUAACAAGGGGUAGUUUGGUACUUUGAGGCUACCAUUCAAUGCUGAUUUCUAUAUCCUUAACAGAACAUUGAGAGGUGUAGUUCUAAAAAAAGAAACCGUCAGGUGCUUUUCAACGAUGAUUUAUGACUCAAUUCAACAUAAGUAGACCGCUCUUAUAUCUGGUGUAGUUGCCUUGCCUUGUUGAUAGCUAAGCUUUGGGUUGACAGCUGAUGUACUUCCAAAGCCGCGUAGUUGGCUACCGACGGUGAAGGUCUUACACCGGUCGUAAAGCUGUUCUGCCCCGCCGAAUAUGGUCCGUGCACCCAUCUUCGACCACCAGGUCCCGCGAUUCUUUCUCAGCCUUGCGAUCUCAAGUGUGAUAGUUGAUAAAUCUUGACUUGAAUAAUACCACCAGUCAGUCUUGCCGCCUUCCCACAGCAGCAAAAAUGACGUCCUCGAACGAACCAUUCUACUUGCGAUACUAGUCAGUCUAUCAUCACGGCGUCUUCUAGCUUCCCCGUCUAAUUGAUGGUCGCGAAACGAUGCUAAUGACGUUCCUCCAAACAGCUCUGGCCAUAUGGGUCGUUUCGGUCACGAAUUCCUUGGUACGAAUACUUGUGCGGUGUCUCUAUACUGUUCUAAGUUAUUCUAACGUGUCGCGCGCUCAGAAUUCGAUUUUCGAGUCGUCGGCGAUGGUCGCAGCGCGGUGGCCCGAUAUGCCAACAACUCCAACUACCGAAACGAUAGUUUGAUCCGAAAAGAGAUGUGUGUCAGCUCGGUAGUUGUCGACGAAAUCAAGCGCAUCAUCAAGACGAGCGAGAUCACCAAAGAAGAUGAUUCGAAAUGGCCUCAGAAGAAUAAAGAUGGACGCCAGGAAUUGGAGAUUCGGAUUGGUAAUGAUCAUAUCGCGUUCGAGACCGCCAAGAUUGGAUCCCUGGUGGACGUCACAGAGUCUGCUGACCCAGAAGGUCUGCGAGUGUUCUACUACCUUGUUCAGGAUCUCAAGGCUCUAGUUUUCAGCUUGAUCGCUCUGCACUUCAAGAUCAAGCCAAUUUAAAGGACGGGCCCGACUAAAAAUAAUGGGAUACGGUGUUAUGGGAUCGAAAAGUCGAGGAUGCAAAUCUCGAUGAUAGAGGCGAUGUUUCGGCUAUAGCUAAGAACGAUACCCGUACUGUGAAAGAAAGGCGCGAAAGACUACCAGAAACAAGCCAUGUUUAUAUAUCACGAAUGAAAGAACAAUAUCACCAAAGAAGCGAUCUCAUAGAAAAGCAUUUUGAGCACUGUUGUCGGGUAGGUGGAAUAUCACUAGAUACUCAUCGAACCCUUCGAUCAGAGAGCUAGGGAAACCUUGGGAGUCACAGAUGCGGGAAAUCUUGGGAUAAUGCCCUGGGGGAUGUGGUACGACGGGGAAUGGAGUCAUUUGUUAAUUACCAAUCGCCCCUGAUAACACGAGUCGGAUCAUGCUAUAUGCUCUAUAUUUCAGCCUGCAAUAUGCAAUCCUGAACAAGACCUGAGUAACACACGCUUGGACCAGACUCCCUGGGCAGGCUCACAUGUGAGGUUGAGUGAGCGGUCUGGAACAGCUCUCUGCACUUGCAAAGCAAUCAAUAAUAAGAUACCACUUCCAGAAGAAACAGCAAACAGAAGUGAUUUAGAAGAGAUGAUGCAGGUGGCGGAGGCUCCAAUACUGUAAAAGCUAAUGAAUAGGCGACGGGUAGACCCGUGAAGGAAACGAUAAUGCGAGAUUGAGGUGGAAAUUACCAACGUUGUAUGAUGAUUUCAGAUCAUGCCAGCAAAACAAAACGGUCUCGGUGUUGGCGUGUGCAUCAUGUCUCCUUAAAGGCCCAUCACCCCAUACGAAAUGCAAGCGGCAACGUGGUGGGGGGUGCUGGGGCUGCCCGAUGGCGCCUGGGCGCUUCUGGAGGCACGGCACGGAAGCAGCCCAAUUCUUUUCCAUUUGCAUGAGGAAGCAUCUGAUUCCAAAUCUGAGAGAGGCGUCAACUCGAGUUUUGGGGGAGGGCACCGUUGGGAAGUGAUUAAUGUUAGGGUCCUCAUCGCCACUUCUAAAAACUCAAUUGUGAGAUUUCCUUUGUUGUAACAGUGGAUGAAAGGUCUUGUUAAGGUUCAUAAUGGCCCGCUAAGACGGAACUGGGACUGGACCUAGACCUAGACCCUGGUCAAGCCUCAGCAUCUCAGCCGAAGAUGAAAAGGAAUCAUAGUGGAGAGGACACCUCGAUCUGCAUCUUCUCAAGUUACAUGUCACCCGGGGAAGUAGGCAAAGCUUUCCACAAAGAUUUCAAAUGGAGAGUUUCGGGCAAAGUCGAGUGACAGUGGAAAUACGGAUAAUUAACUUACUUGAUCUUCUCAAGCUUUUUCGCCGUUCGCACGCUUAUCUGUCUUUCUGUAGGGAAGAAGCUGUUUUGGUACCUGAGUAAAGUUUAUAGGUAUAAGAGUUGGUAAGGCCUGUUUGUCGGAUCUUUCCACAGAGAUUCUUCUCUUCAUUGUUCCAAUCUAAUGAGGCCGUCAUGUUGUUUAAGGAGUUGCAUACCCCAAGUUACACGGCAUCUGCCUGCAAACCAAGACACCUCAUCAUGUACAGUACUGUAAAAUCAUGAGCUAGGGAGACUUGGAAAACUCCCCGUCUUGCCGAGUGGAGUGGAUGGAGGUCGAGG